GGUAGGCUGGCAGAUACGUUCGUUAGAUUACUCCUUUCUGCCCGUGGACGCCGCCGAGUAAGCAUCGUUGAAGUCUCCCCUCCCACCGCCGUCAUGUCUAAGUCAGAGUCUCCCAAAGAGCCUGAACAGCUGCGGAAGCUCUUCAUCGGAGGUCUGAGCUUUGAAACAACCGAUGAGAGUCUGAGGAGCCAUUUUGAGCAAUGGGGAACACUUACGGACUGUGUGGUAAUGAGAGAUCCGAACACCAAGCGCUCCAGAGGCUUUGGGUUUGUCACAUAUGCCACUGUGGAGGAGGUGGAUGCAGCCAUGAAUGCAAGGCCACACAAGGUGGAUGGAAGAGUUGUGGAACCAAAGAGGGCUGUCUCAAGAGAAGAUUCUCAAAGACCUGGUGCCCACUUAACUGUGAAAAAGAUUUUUGUUGGUGGCAUUAAAGAAGACACUGAAGAACAUCAUCUAAGAGAUUAUUUCGAACAGUAUGGGAAAAUCGAAGUGAUUGAGAUCAUGACUGACCGAGGCAGUGGCAAAAAGAGGGGUUUUGCUUUUGUAACAUUUGAUGACCAUGAUUCUGUAGACAAAAUUGUCAUUCAAAAAUACCAUACUGUGAAUGGCCACAACUGUGAAGUAAGGAAAGCGCUCUCUAAGCAAGAGAUGGCUAGUGCUUCAUCCAGCCAAAGAGGUCGAAGUGGUUCUGGAAACUUCGGUGGUGGUCGUGGAGGUGGUUUUGGUGGGAAUGACAACUUUGGUCGCGGAGGAAACUUCAGUGGUCGAGGUGGCUUUGGUGGCAGUCGAGGUGGUGGUGGAUAUGGUGGCAGUGGGGAUGGCUAUAACGGAUUUGGUAAUGAUGGUGGUUAUGGAGGAGGCGGCCCUGGUUACUCUGGAGGAAGCAGAGGCUAUGGAAGUGGUGGACAGGGUUAUGGAAACCAGGGCAGUGGCUAUGGCGGGAGUGGCAGCUAUGACAGCUAUAACAACGGAGGAGGCGGAGGCGGCUAUGGCGGUGGUAGUGGAAGCAACUUUGGAGGUGGCGGAAGCUAUAAUGAUUUUGGCAAUUACAACAAUCAAUCCUCAAAUUUUGGACCCAUGAAAGGAGGCAAUUUUGGAGGCAGAAGCUCUGGCCCUUAUGGUGGUGGAGGCCAAUACUUCGCCAAACCACGAAACCAAGGUGGCUAUGGUGGUUCCAGCAGCAGCAGCAGCUAUGGCAGUGGCAGAAGGUUUUAAUUACUGCCAGGGAGGAGUCUGCUACUCCAGGCUAAUCAACUCUCUUUAAAAAAAACAAAACAAAAAAAAAUACAAAAAAAAAAUACAAAAAAAUCAGAAACUCAUCUGUCCAAAUUUAUGGCUAAAAGGUAAGCUUUUUAUGAACUUGAUCAGCAAAAGUGCUUGGUAUUACCAAAGUAGAGAAUGACAAGCUGCCUAAGAACCAAAAAAAAAAAAAAAAAAUGGGAUCUCAUAGUCUACCAUUUUGCCCACAAAAUACCUAAAGCGGUUGAUUUCCCAGUAAACAGAAUGAGUAAUUGCAGAAUCUUUCAAGUGCAUAUGUAAACACUUCAUAACUUUUUCUUUCUUUCUUUCUUGCAGCAACAUCCUUCCUUAAUGAGGACAACCUUUCUUUAUCUGAGCCACUGCCCCUCAUUUUCACUGCCAUGGGGUUAUUAGCUGCUAUGCAGCUUGAAUUAAUCAUUCAGUUUUAUGAAUGGACUUUUUAAUAAAAUGCUUUUAAUUUG
Neogale vison (American mink) is the source of this 1721-nucleotide messenger RNA. It is a transcript of the gene HNRNPA1, whose product is annotated as heterogeneous nuclear ribonucleoprotein A1. NCBI's taxonomy places the organism in Eukaryota, Metazoa, Chordata, Mammalia, Carnivora, Mustelidae. Gene Ontology annotation, molecular function: RNA binding. The transcript is spliced from 11 exons. The coding region runs from base 94 to 1215 and encodes 373 amino acids. The record is from RefSeq and is a predicted model, not a curated record.